AUGCCUGUAGCGGCCCUCAAAGCCGUCGCAAAGCCUCAGAAUGGCGUCGGCGCCUUCAUCCUACAAUGCAAACGUCUCGACUUCCACUACUGCAACAGAUGGGGUAGUUCCAAAGGCAUGAACUCGUUCAUCAAAGCCUCGCUCCCCACAUUUGCAAAGCGCAAUCCCCAGAUCGAAAUCAGUGUUUCGCCACGCCCAUGCAAACAUCCUGUCAUCAUCGCACACUACAUCAACGGCGCGCAACGAGCUAUAUGUGUCAAGAACCUGCAGAAUGAGGGGGUGAGGGAGAAGGCAGAGUUGUUGAGGGACUCGAGUGGACAGAAGAACAGGAAGCUGGACGGCCGGCCGGUGAUGAGUAUCAAUGAGAGUGUGAGGGGUAUUUGGGAUCCUUUCCAUGGUGCAAACAUCAAGAUAUAG
Molecule: messenger RNA, 417 nt
Organism: Plenodomus lingam JN3
Lineage: Eukaryota; Fungi; Ascomycota; Dothideomycetes; Pleosporales; Leptosphaeriaceae
Product: mitochondrial 54S ribosomal protein mL43
Biological process (GO): mitochondrial translation
Cellular component (GO): mitochondrial large ribosomal subunit
Molecular function (GO): structural constituent of ribosome
Source: RefSeq, a predicted model, not a curated record